Molecule: messenger RNA, 3573 nt
Organism: Pseudomyrmex gracilis
Lineage: Eukaryota; Metazoa; Arthropoda; Insecta; Hymenoptera; Formicidae
Product: mucin-19-like
Exons: 8
Coding region: 746-3388 (880 amino acids)
Molecular function (GO): RNA binding
Source: RefSeq, a predicted model, not a curated record
UUUCCUAUCUGUUUCUUCAUCGUUGUCGCUCAAUGUUGUCUGUCAAGUUAACUGUCAUCGACUUCGGAGUUAGCGCCGGCAUUUCUUACGAUCAUUGACGAUUGGUUGCGUACUUGUUUUUACUUGCUGCGAAUUGCAGUCGCGCAGCAAUUCCGAGAAUUAUUGACAACACUGACGACCAACAACGAAAAAAGAUAAAACGUAAACGACACGACGCUCAAUUCGUCGGAAAAACUUUGCACUACAAUUAUUUCUUCUCCUUUUUCUCUUACAACGUAACUUUCGUUUCUCAAAAGCGAUAUUGUCUAAUGAUCUCUUGUAGCGCAUAGAAAAAAAUAUAUAUAUGUAUAUACAUGAGAUCUGAACAAAUGUGGCUCGCGUCCAAUACGCACAGGAAAGUUGACUUACGUUUCUUCCGCGCACUCGUGUAUCGUUACAUCGUCUUCGAGGCAAAGAUCGAAAAAAAAGAGAAGGGUCGGGAGAAAGAACAAGAGUGAGUGAGCGUGGUAGCAUUUCUCGUGUGUUGCUUGUUCGUAAAACUUAAAAUUUAGAACAGUAUAUGUACGCGAAAAUAGAUCCACAUGACCCACACAAUCAUUGAUUAUUAUUGGUCAGUAAUGUAUGCAUGUAGUAGAACAGAAUUUUCGCGCGUGUUUGCGCGAACCGAGUGUUUCAGAUGAGAUCUGUCUGUUAUCCUGUUUUUUCCUCUUUACAUGAUUGAAACGACGACGUACGCACACGGUAUAUGCUGUGCUCGUUUGUUUGUCGGUUGGUCGCUUGCCUGCUUGUUUGUUUGCUUGCACUUUUGACUGUCAUCUCUAAAGAGGGGUGUCUCGGCGCAAAGAGGAAUGGAUUAUAUGUGCAUCGUAUGAGUUCGACUUCGACCGGUGGUACGGAAGGGUCUAGUCCUGCGUCUAGCCCGGCCUCAGGCGCGAGUCUGACAAUGGCACCAAAAUACGGCACGUUGGUACCGAAUCGUAUUUUCGUAGGAGGUAUCUCGGCAAGUACGACCGAAGCGGAACUUGCACAGGCCUUCUCAGUCUGGGGCAAUGUCAAAGCUACGAAAAUCAUUUCGGAUCGUGCUGGUGUUUCAAAGGGCUAUGGCUUUGUCACUUUCGAAACCGAGGAAGAAGCCAAGCGGCUUCAACAGGAAGCUGACUGUAUUGUACUACGAGAGAGGAAGCUCAACAUAGCACCCGCGAUCAAGAAGCAACCGUUUUCUAGAUCAUUUGACGGUUCACCUUCUUCUGUGCCUACAAGUACUUACUAUUAUGCAAAUGGAAUGGGUAUUCCGUACCAAAACAGCGGUGUGACGUUCUACAAUACUGCGCCUCCCACACCGGCAACUUCAAUUGGUCCACCUACAGAUCCAGGAACAUUUUAUCAAGCAGGAAUGUUUGGUCCUCAAGCAGCUACUGGUCAUCAAGCGUACGCACCGAUGAUGUAUCCGUGCCCACCGUCGCUGUAUGUUCCACAGCAGUAUCAGUUUCAGCCUAUACCGUACGAGCCGUACUACGUAGGAACGGCUGCCGCCGGAGCGCCUCAGUAUUUAUAUGCGACUACUGGCAGUUCGCCGAAUAACUCAAACAGCACUGGUAACGGCAGCAAUAAUUCCAGCAGCGGCGGCACGAAUGGUACAGGAACUACGAGCCCUCCGACAUGCCCACCACCUCUUCCUCUUUCACAUCCGCCGCAUUAUUACGCUCCCGCUGCACCGCCACCCCCUCAUCAUCCGCCGGUACCAGCGGGUUUGCCACCGCCCUCUGCACAAGUAGAUCAUAUGUACUAUUCUUUCGCAACCAGUCCACAUCCCGCGCCGCCGCCGCACGCGCCUAUAGGACUGACUGAACAGCAACUUCUGUUGUACACUCCUGAUGUCACGUCAUGUCAAACCUCCACGUCUGACAGUCAAACUGUCCCGCAGGAGGAUUUACGUUCGACGGCAAACCACUCGGAGCAACCACACGGUGACGCGCAACAGACCGCUACAGGCUCACCGGCAACAUCUCUGGUGCCCCUAAUGCCCGUGAAAUUCCCUGGUCGCUACGCUAAUUAUCAAAUCGCGAUAACACACACGCCGCAGAACGACAGCGAGGACUGCGCUGUCGGUCGUUCUAUGAAUUGUCGAGUUUUCUAUCCUUUGUACAUUCCGCACGCUCACGCACCGCCGCCUUACGUUACGCAUCAUAAUGCGUCCGGUACGUCUAGUCUGCUGCCGACGCCAUCGCCUGGUGCUUAUGACACCAGUAUGGUAAAGACGCAUGGUUACAAUAAUCGAGAUUGCGGUAACAAGUACACAGGCAAUAAUACGUCGCGCGCUCAGAAUCACGGCUAUCAGUUGACACACCAGAACACGCAUGCAAAGAAUACACACACCAGUGCGCAGAUGCACAAGUGCGGCGGAAACGUGGCGGACGGGUUGCACAAAUAUCCGAUGUUACCGAUAUCGUCACGACUGCCAGUGCAGUACAACAGAAGAUCGGCUGGAUCAAACGUGGGCUCGUCGACGCUUCUUAAAUCCGGUGGUAGUCACAAAGUGACUCAUACCUCGUCGCCCAACUACUGCAGCUCGCAGCAAUCGGGCAACGUGAAUACUCACGGUUAUGAACAUGCGACAAAUGGACGCGUGAAGAACAACAAUGAUCAUUAUUACGAGGUCGGCGCGAAUAACAAUAAGUAUGGUUCAGGUCGUAAGAAUUGCUCGUCAAAUAAUAACAACUGUAGGGGAGGUAUCGCUUGCUUGGACGUGCUUGAGAGUGACAACAACAAUAGUCGAUUGAAUACUGACACUUCUCAGACUGACAGCGUCGUCAUCAUUGCCACGACAACGACAACGACAACAACGACGACGACAACGACGACGAUGACAACAUUAUCAUCUCACUUGUCCUCGACCGAGCGGACGAACGUGACCCAGGAAAAGCCGACGAGCCCACCACCAGCUCCUUAUUCACCCAUGACACGACCUCUUCCAAAUCUUUCCCCACCCACCCCUCAGGUCCAAUUCUACACUCCGGCUCAAAAUCGGUAUCAGCCGCCUUCCUCCAUGGCCCCGUCUCAAUCGCAGCAGCAGCAGCAUCAGCCGCCUCAACGCGGUCGGUACUCCGUCGGCCAGUCAUUGUCGUCCGCGGCACGGAAGCCUUCUGACAAGUACUCAAACACCGGUUCGCAGACGACGAUGCUACGGCAGUCCAAGUACAAACAAAUGAAUAGUAUAACUGUGGCUACAACGGUGAGCAAAUUAGCGGAGGAUACUCUAGGAGGUGCUGGCGACGGUCCCGGCAAGUUGUCGAUAACGCCACCCGGCACACCACGAGUGUCCAGUCAUCCAGCGGCGGGCGAUCAAUUAAGCGACACGUGCCAUCAGAUGCAGGCACUGGCUUUGUAGAUGUUUCCCGCUUAUCAAACUUCCGAACCAUUUUUUUCUGGUUUUUCUUUUUGUCUUUGUGUCUCUUCUUGCCUAUGCGUGUGUCGCGCGCUCUAGCGCACACGUAAUGUAUACUCAUGCAUACUCCCGCAUACAUAUAUACGUACAUGCAUACAUACAUAUAUAUGCAUGUGUGAUUGAGAGAG